Molecule: messenger RNA, 729 nt
Organism: Penicillium diatomitis
Lineage: Eukaryota; Fungi; Ascomycota; Eurotiomycetes; Eurotiales; Aspergillaceae
Product: putative 26S proteasome non-ATPase regulatory subunit Nas2
Exons: 4
Coding region: 1-729 (242 amino acids)
Biological process (GO): proteasome regulatory particle assembly
Cellular component (GO): nucleus; cytoplasm
Molecular function (GO): protein binding
Source: RefSeq, a predicted model, not a curated record
AUGGGCAUCCUCAUGGACGACAACAUUCAUGCUCCUACGGUGGCUUCCGGACCGACGUCCGGAGUCACGCCGCCCGACUUCUCCAAACUUAGCAUGCCAGAGUUGAUGCAGCAGAAGGAACGAAUUGAAGCAGAGCUCACGGCGCUUAGCAGCGUUCUCAGCUCGCAUGGAGUCAACAUGAACUCUUCUCUUACAACGUUUGAUGGCUUCCCGCGAGAUGAUAUUGAUAUUGCUCAAGUGCGAACAACGCGUGUGCGAAUCAUUCAUCUACGCAAUGAUCAUAAAGAUGUCAUGAAAUAUCUUGAAAAGGCCCUUCACGCCCAUUUUGCUCAACUUCAAAAUGCUCCAGCUGGGGAAUCGGCUCCUAAUGGCACGUCUGCUGCCCCCGUGGCCUUAUCUUCUGCCGUGGACGAUUCCACGGGGAACCCCGGUGCCCUGGGCACUCCAUUCGCUCGAGUCAACACCGUUGAAUCGGCAAGCCCAGCUGCUGAAGCGGGUUUGAAGACCGGCGACCUAAUUCGCUCGUUUGGUACCGUACACUGGCUCAACCAUGAGCGCCUGUCAAAGGUCGCUGAAGCAGUGCAACAAAACGAGGGCCGCCCGCUUACUGUGAAGGUGAGUAGAAAGACUGACGGCGCGACCGAAGCUGUGGAGGUAGAUCUACAGUUGACUCCACGCCGCAACUGGGGAGGCCGCGGUCUUCUGGGUUGCCAUCUAGUGCCUCUGUAG